Diorhabda carinulata is the source of this 3868-nucleotide messenger RNA. Its product is annotated as delta-1-pyrroline-5-carboxylate synthase. The transcript is spliced from 8 exons. The record is from RefSeq and is a predicted model, not a curated record. Gene Ontology annotation, molecular function: glutamate 5-kinase activity; ATP binding; glutamate-5-semialdehyde dehydrogenase (NADP+) activity. Lineage: Eukaryota; Metazoa; Arthropoda; Insecta; Coleoptera; Chrysomelidae. Bases 179 to 2527 code for a protein of 782 amino acids. Gene Ontology annotation, cellular component: cytoplasm; mitochondrion.
UGAAAGCAGAUGAUAUAAUCACGCUAAAGAUGAUGGCCAGAGUCCGAAAGUUUUUCAAUAAAACCAUUAGAUAAGAAAAAGAUACAUCGUUAAUUAACGCGGGUGAUCGUAGUAGUAGUAUUUAUAUAAAUUAGUAUAAACAAUUUUAAUUUUAAUAUCGUUGAAAUUUGCAUAUGAAAUGUGGGCAUAUCUCAAAAUUCCACUGCAAUAUACUGCUCGUAGACCAGCUGUUUGGAAUACCAAUACAGUUUUCACCAUUGUAGGUGCCAAAUGCAAGUGUACAUAUCAGGCUGCUUUCGAAAAGAAAGGGUUAGUAGAUAGGAAACCGAGUAGUUUUUUUGACAGAAGUCAGUUGAAGUACGCGAGAAGAUUAGUGGUAAAAUUAGGUAGUGCUGUUAUAACCAGAGAAGAUGAGAAUGGACUCGCUUUAGGAAGAUUGGCGUCAAUAGUGGAACAAGUAGCAGAAUGCCAAAAUGAAGGAAGAGAAUGCAUUAUGGUUACCAGUGGCGCUGUUGCUUUUGGAAAACAAAGAUUGACACAAGAAUUACUUAUGUCCCUCUCUAUGAGAGAGACUCUAUCUCCUACUGAUCAUACACGCGAGGAUGCCGUAGCAUUGGUCGAACCUAGAGCAGCGGCUGCAGUAGGACAAUCAGGUCUUAUGUCCCUCUACGAUGCUAUGUUUUCUCAAUACGGUGUGAAAAUAGCACAAGUUUUAGUGACUAAAGCUGAUUUCUACAACGAGGAAACCAGAAAAAACCUAAUAAGCACCUUAACAGAAUUAAUUAGUUUGAAUAUCGUGCCUAUCAUUAACACAAAUGAUGCGGUUUCACCGCCACCACAAAUAGACGAACCUAUCGGUGAUAAACCUGGAAAGAGGGGUAUUUCAAUCAAAGAUAAUGAUAGUUUGGCAGCCAUGUUGGCUGCAGAAAUACAAUCUGAUCUGCUUAUAUUGAUGUCUGAUGUUGAUGGAAUUUACAACAAGCCACCAUGGGAAACAGGAGCUAAGUUCUUACAUACUUUCACAUCUGAUCAACGAAAUACAAUUGAAUACGGGCAAAAGAGUAAAGUUGGUACUGGAGGUAUGGAUUCUAAGGUUAAUUCAGCUACAUGGGCUUUGGACAGGGGCGUGUCUGUGGUUAUUUGUAAUGGAACAUUGGAUAAAGCUAUCAAAACUAUUCUUUCAGGAAGAAAAGUUGGUACAUUUUUUACUGAGCAUUCUCUCUGUGGAUCUGUUUCUUCUGAAGUAGUUGCAGAAAAUGCAAGAAUUGGUAGUCGCAUUUUAGCCUCUCUGUCACCAGACCAACGGGUAUCUUGCGUUCAUACUCUAGCCGAUCUUUUAAUUAGUAAACAAGCAACAAUUCUAGAUGCCAAUCAAAAGGACCUACAGGAAAGUGCGAAAGUAGGUUUGGCCAAGCCACUCUUAUCGAGAUUAUCAUUAACCCCUGCGAAACUCAAAAAUCUUUCGAUAGGUCUGAAACAAAUAGCAGACAGUAGCCACAACAAUGUAGGUAGAGUGAUAAAGAGAACCAAAUUGGCUGAUGGCUUGAUAUUGAAACAAAUAACAGUACCUAUCGGAGUAUUGAUGGUUAUUUUUGAGUCUAGACCGGAUUCCUUACCACAAGUAGCUGCUCUUGCGAUUGCUUCAGGUAAUGGAUUAUUGUUAAAAGGUGGCAAGGAAGCCAUGCAUAGUAAUAAAGCUCUUAUGGAAGUAGUUACUGAAGCAUUGAAAACUGUUGGAGCAGAAAAAGCUAUAUCAUUAGUAUCUACGAGAGAUGAAAUCAGUGAUUUAUUAUCGAUGGAAAAUCAUAUAGACUUAAUUAUUCCUAGAGGUUCGAACGAAUUGGUUCGAAGUAUUCAAAAACAAAGUCAAAACAUUCCAGUUUUAGGACAUGCUGAAGGUAUUUGUCACGUGUACGUAGAUAAGGACGCGGAUUUAGAGAAAGCUAUAAAAAUAGUUAAAGAUUCAAAAUGUGACUACCCCGCAGCCUGCAACGCCAUGGAAACUCUUCUAAUUCACAAAGACCUUAUGAACGGAUCAUUUUUCACAGAUAUUUGUAGUAUGCUUAAGCAGGAGGGAGUUAAGCUGAAUGCUGGACCAGUUCUUCAUGAAAUGCUCACUUUCGGUCCACCAGCUGUUAAAACCAUGAAACAUGAAUAUAGCGCUCUUGAAUGCUGUAUUGAGGUUGUUGAUGGUAUUGAAGAGGCUAUUAAACAUAUUCAUAAUUACGGUAGUGCACAUACCGAUGUUAUCGUAACUGAAAACAAGGAAAGUGCCAAAAUCUUCCAAACGCAAGUAGACAGCGCCUGUGUAUUCCAUAACGCUAGUUCAAGAUUCGCAGAUGGAUUUAGAUUUGGUUUGGGAGCAGAAGUAGGCAUAAGUACUGGUAGAAUUCAUGCCAGAGGUCCUGUGGGAGUUGAAGGACUGUUAACUACCAAGUGGAUUCUCGACGGGGAAGAUCACACUGCAGCCGAAUUCGCCGAUGGUGGGAAAAGAACAUGGAUACAUGAAUCUUUACCCGUAGAGUAGAUUAUAUAAUUAAAUAAUUUAUUGAAAUAAAGUUAAAGAAUAAGUACCCAAGUAUCAGUAGUAACUUUCCUGAUGCAAAAUAUUGCUUUCUCAUCUAUUUUUGUAACUAUUCAUUCAAAUUAAAAAAAUUUCAUGUGAAGUAAAUGUGUUACAUGCUAUUUAAAAAAUUGUGACGGUUUUUCCAUUUUUAUAGAAUAAUAGUUAAGAGGUGAAAUGAGGUCAGCUGUAUCUCAGUUAGAAUUUCAAUGUUUUUGACGAUUUAAAUAAUUUAUGGCUGUGCAGUAUUGAAAACUUCAAGUAUUAGCAUAGUCUACAAUUAUUAUUUUUUUUGUGUUUUUUGCUUGAUCUCACUUCAAUAAUUUUGAAACUUUCUUUUCAAAUUUAUACUGAGGCUACCUUAAUUUAAUGUAUUUUGACGAAUACUUUCAAACAGAUGUAGUUCCCUCUAUCCCCACGGUACCUACUUUCUUGUGAAGGACAUCAUUUGAUUUGUAUAUUAUUUUCCUAAAUUAUGAAUAUCGGUUAUUUUUACGUGUGAUUUUCAGUCAAUUUUAGUUUACUUACCUUUUUAAUUUCGAUUAUUUCCCAACAUUCAGGUUCAAUUUAAAAAAUUGAGCUUUUUCCUCUAGGAUAAAAAGAAGUGGAAAUUUUUACAAAAAUUGAUUUUUUUAUUCCAUUUCUCUAUUUGAACGUGUUUAAUUGUCUUUGUCAAUUCUUAUUAACGAAUACUUUUAUAACUGCCACCGCUUUAACAUUAUGCGAUUAUGUUUUGCGUCUAUACCUAAAAAAAUUCUUACAACUGCUUGGCAACAAGAUUGUAUAAAACUUUCACAUCACUCACCUGGUAACCUUUUUUUUAGCAUAUUAAAGCAAUAAUCUUCAAGAAAAAGAGCCAGUUCUUCAACAGGGAGAUUCACUCUUCCAAAAUCACAUAAUUAUCCUAUAAUCUAAGCACACAUAUACUUGAUCUUGAUAUUUCUAGUAUUGUUGAGUGUUAACUGUUGAAUCUCAACGGGAGUAUUUUGACAUCGGAACAAUUUUUAGGUAAUGAUUUUACUUAGUAACUCGGGCCCUUGAAUCACCAAGUUAACCUAAAUUUUUGUAUAAAAUGAGACAAUAAUUAUAUAUAUUAUUAAUAGUAAUAUUUUGAAAUUAAUUUAUUUUCAACAUAAUUUGUUGUUAAAUUCUCUUAGUGAAUAUCUCGUGAGGUUAAUUAUUUUCGACUAGGUUUCUUCUUUUGUAUAUAAUCUUCGGCUUGUUUAUGUCUUUAAUAAAUGUUUUUGUUGUUUAUAUUAUAAAUUACUUAGUGUCCCAUUCUACAAUAAAGCACUACACACAAAA